AUGGCCGUCCCCAUCCAACCCCCCUCACCCCCCGCCUCUGGCACCACCUCUCCAAAGGAACAACACGCACAGCCGUGGAUCACGACUCCCCUCAAGGAGUCAGCCGCGCUCUCAAAGGCGGCGGGAUGCAGAAUCUUCCUCAAGCUAGAGAACCUGCAGCCGAGCGGCAGUUUUAAGAGCCGAGGCAUCGGCCACUACAUCCUCCGCGCCCUCUCCACCCUCCCCCCGGGCACGCGCCCACACAUCUUCUCCUCCAGCGGCGGCAACGCCGGCCUGGCCGCCGUGCACGCCUCGACCGCCCUCGGCCUACCCGCCACCGUCUGCGUCCCGCUCUCGACGAAGCCCCUCAUGAUCGCCAAACUCCACGCCGCCGGCGCCCACGCCGUCGUCUCCCACGGCGCCGCCUGGGCCGAAGCCGACGCGCACCUGCGCGACACCAUCAUCGCGGCCCACGAGGCGAAGGGCGGCGUCGCGAUCUACACGCCGCCGUUCGACCACCCGGACAUCUGGGCGGGGAACAGCACCGUGGUGCGCGAGAUCGCGGCGCAGAUGGCCGCCGCGGGGGAGGGAGCGCCGGAUGUGGUGAUGUGCAGCGUCGGCGGUGGCGGGUUGCUGAACGGAGUUGUAGAAGGACUCGACGCGCUUGGCCUCUCUGGCAGUGUCGACGUGCUGGCGCUGGAGACGGCGGGCGCGGAGAGCCUGGCUGCGUCGAUGGCGGCGGGGAGUUUGGUGAGCUUGGACAAGAUCACGAGCCAGGCGACGAGUUUGGGGGCGGUGAGGGUGGCGCGGAAGGCGUUUGAGUACGCGAUGCGGGAGGGGAGUCGGGUGAGGAGUGUCGUGCUGCCGGAUGCCGAGGCGGCGAUGGGGUGCUGGCGGCUGGCGGAUGAUGAGAGGCUGAUGGUCGAGUUGGCGUGUGGGGUGAAUGUGGCGUUGUGUUAUGAUGGGCGGCUUGAGAAGGCGUUGCGAAGAAAGGUGCGACCAGAUGAGAAGGUGGUGGUUGUGCUGUGUGGAGGCAGUAAUGUGACGGCGGAGAUGUUGCAUGGGUGGCGCGAGGAGUACGGGUGGGUUGAGAAGGGGAUGCCGAAGACGGAGGCGCCGAGUGAGGUUGUGAAGCCUGUCGUUUAG
Messenger RNA from Mytilinidion resinicola, 1125 nucleotides. Its product is annotated as tryptophan synthase beta subunit-like PLP-dependent enzyme. Gene Ontology annotation, molecular function: L-serine ammonia-lyase activity; pyridoxal phosphate binding; threonine deaminase activity. The transcript has 3 exons. Gene Ontology annotation, biological process: L-serine catabolic process; L-threonine catabolic process. Lineage: Eukaryota; Fungi; Ascomycota; Dothideomycetes; Mytilinidiales; Mytilinidiaceae. The record is from RefSeq and is a predicted model, not a curated record. The coding region runs from base 1 to 1125 and encodes 374 amino acids.